Acanthoscelides obtectus is the source of this 1317-nucleotide messenger RNA. NCBI's taxonomy places the organism in Eukaryota, Metazoa, Arthropoda, Insecta, Coleoptera, Chrysomelidae. The record is from the annotation of a GenBank genome assembly.
CAAGUUGAUGUAUAGAGACCGGUUUUAUUGUAGUUCUGUCACCUAUUACACAGAACCGUAAGUAUCAGACGCUGACAUCUACCGAUAAAAGACCAAUCUACAGUGACAACUGACACUAUAAUUUGUCAUUGUUCGCAAAUGACAAUUGAAGUUCUUUUUUGUAACAACACGGUAAAUGUCAUAGACAUUUUGUAAGUUUGUUUUAUAUUUUUAAAUUCUUUUGAAAUCCUCAACAUCAAAAUACAUAUCCCGCCAAAAUGGGAAAAAUAAUGAAAUCCGGUAAAGUCGUGUUGGUCCUUGGGGGCCGAUACGCAGGACGCAAAGCCGUGGUUAUAAAGAACUAUGACGAUGGUACUUCAGACAAACAAUAUGGGCAUGCCUUAGUGGCUGGUAUUGACCGUUAUCCCAGGAAAAUUCACAAACGCAUGGGGAAGGGAAAGAUGCACAAAAGGUCGAAAAUCAAGCCCUUUGUUAAGAUCUUGAAUUAUAACCAUCUGAUGCCCACUAGAUACUCGGUGGAUUUGACAUCAGACCUCAAAGUGACUCCUAAGGAGCUGAAGGAUCCAAUGAAGCGCAAGAAGGUUAGGUUCCAGACCAGAGUCAAGUUUGAGGAGAGGUAUAAGCAGGGAAAGAACAAAUGGUUCUUCCAGAAGUUGAGAUUCUAAGGUUUUUAUAGAGUUAAAAUAAAAAUUGAAAAAUCAUAUUUUGUUUCACUCAUAUCCCAUUUUACCUCAAAAUUAAGUGCACUUUAAAGGUACACAUGUAGAUAUCACUUGAGUUCUUAUCCAUAUAUAUUGUAAGAAAUAUCUAAAACAAAUGUUAUAUAAUUGUAAAGUGGAAAUGUGGUUUCAAAUUUAGCUAAACAUUGAUAUAUUAUCUUGAACAUGUAAAUCACUUUUUAGAAUAAGAGACCUUUAUGAAAAAAAAAAUGGUACCACUCACUAGCUGAGAUAACCUGCAGAAAAUUGCUCUGUUGAGUAGUUGGCCAAGUACUCGGUAUCAAAACCUGACCAAGCACUACUAGUUAGCUUUUUGAAAAAAGUUGUACUCUGAUGAGUAUCCCUGAAACCAAGCACUCCUACAUGGCUUUUUCAAAAAAGUUGUACUCUGAGAAUCACUGAAAAAAAGUACAAAAACACUGGCAUCUUCCAAUGUACCUCAUCAAAUUUCAUAGUAAACCUGAGACAAAUUAUGUUAAAUUAUUUUUCUGAUUAACUUUAUUAAUAUAGGAAUUACUAUAUAAGCAUUGGUAAUCCUAGGUUCAUUUUAAGUGACGAGGAAGCAAAGUAUCAGCAUUUCUAAGAAAAAUAUUUAUUC